This is a messenger RNA of Coregonus sp. 'balchen', 17119 nucleotides long. NCBI's taxonomy places the organism in Eukaryota, Metazoa, Chordata, Actinopteri, Salmoniformes, Salmonidae. The record is from the annotation of a GenBank genome assembly.
AUGAGGACCAUAACUUCCUCGGGUGGCAAAGUUGAGACUGUGUCUGUGAGGAGAACAGAGUCAUCAGAUGCACAUGAGAUCAAUAGCCUGAUCAGUCCUGCCACAGUAGCAGUAUUUGGAAGAGUAAAUGUCAUUCAUCUACUGUGAGUAUGCAUAGCCUUAAUCAUGUCUGCCAAAUGCAUGCAACAGAUAUUCACACUCAAGGUGGAAAAUAUUUGUUGUUGCAUCAUUAGUUUAAUUGUAUCAUAUCAGAAUGCAGAAUGCAUGAACAUGCACUUGUACAGACCCAUAUCCAUCCUGCCCUGCCUUUCGAAAGUAUUUGAAAGCCAAGUUAACAAACAGAUCACCGACCAUUUCGAAUCCCACCGUACCUUCUCCGCUAUGCAAUCCGGUUUCCGAGCUGGUCAUGGGUGCACUUCAGCCACGCUCAAGGUCCUAAACGAUAUUAUAACCACGAUCGAUAAUAGACAGUACUGUGCAGCCGUCUUCAUCGACCUGGCCAAGGCUUUCGACUCUGUCAACCACCGCAUUCUUAUUGGCAGACUAAAUAGCCUUGGUUUCUCAGAUGACUGCCUCGCCUGGUUCACCAACUACUUCUCAGAUAGAGUUCAAUGUGUCAAAUCGGAGGGCCUGUUGUCUGGACAUAUGGCAGUCUCUAUGGGGGUGCCACAGGGUUCAAUUCUUGGGCCGACUCUUUUCUCCGUGUAUAUCAAUAAUGUCGCUCUUGCUGCUGGUGACUCUCAGAUCCACCUCUACGCAGACGACACCAUUUUGUAUACAUCUGGCCCUUCAUUGGACACUGUGUUAACAAACCUCCAAACGAGCUUCAAUGCCAUACAACACUCCUUCAGUAGCCUCCAACUGCUCUUAAACACUAGUAAAACUAAAUGCAUGCUCUUCAAUCGAACGCUGCUGGCACCCGCCCACCCGACUAGAAUCACUACUCUCGACGGGUCUGACCUAGAGUAUGUGGACAACUACAAAUACCUAGGUGUCUGGUUAGACUGUAAACUCUCCUUCCAGACUCACAUUAAGAAUCUCCAAUCCAAAGUUAAAUCUAGAAUCGGCUUCCUAUUUCGCAACAAAGCCUCCUUCACUCAUGCUGCCAAACAUGCCCUCGUAAAACUGACUAUCCUACCGAUCCUUGACUUCGGCGAUGUCAUUUACAAAAUAGCCUCCAACACUCUACUCAGCAAAUUGGAUGUAGUCUAUCACAGUGCCAUCCGUUUUGUCUCCAAAGCCCCAUACACUACCCACCACUGUGACCUGUACGCUCUUGUUGGCUGGUCCUCACUACAUGUUCGUCGUCAAACCCACUGGCUCCAGGCCAUCUAUAAAUCACUGCUAGGCAAAUCCCCGCCUUAUCUUAGCUCAUUGGUCACCAUAGCAGCACCCACCCGUGGUCUGCGCUCCAGCAGGUAUAUCUCACUGGUCAUCCCCAAAGCCAACACCUCCUUUGGCCGCCAUUCCUUCCAGUUCUCUGCUGCCAAUGACUGGAACGAAUUGCAAAAAUCUCUGAAGCUGGAGACUCUUAUCUCCCUCACUAACUUUAAGCAUCAGUUGUCAGAGCACCUUACCGAUCACUGCACCUGUACACAGCCCAUCUGAAAUUAGCCCACCCAACUACCUCAUCCCUAUAUUGUUAUUUAUUUUGCUCUUUUGCACCCCAGUAUCUCUAUUUGCACAUCAUCUCUUGCACAUCUAUCAUUCCAAUGUUAAUACUAAUUGUAAUUAUUUUGCACUAUAGCCUAUUUAUUGCCUUACCUCCAUAACUUGCUACAUUUGCACACACUGUAUAUAUAUUUUCUGUUGUAUUUUUUGACUUUAUGUUUUGUUUUACCCCAUAUGUAACUCUGUGUUGUUGUUUUUAUCACACUGCUUUGCUUUAUAUUGGCCAGGUCGCAGUUGUAAAUGAGAACUUGUUCUCAACUGGCUUACCUGGUUAAAUAAAGGUGAAAUAAAAUAAAUAAAAAAAUGGACCACAACCAUUUAUCCUGGCCUCACUGUCAGUAUGUUGGUAUCCUCAGAGAGAAGGCCAAUCUGGCAGUGACCCUGAGCAAUGCAAAGAAUGAGGUCUUGGCCCAUGCUGCCUUCUCCUAUCACCCCAUUGGAGACAUUGUGGAUCAAGCUUGUUGGGAAGCAUUCCUGCAUGACAAUUACAGCACUGAAAAAUACACGGUUUGUAUCAACUAAAAGAGAGACUAUACUUGUUCUUGUUUUCUUUCCUCUGUGGGUUUAACUGUGUUUUCUCGUUACCACAGCCUCUGAACACACUCUUCCUGCACCUCUUCGUGGCACAGCCGAUCUUCUCCAUCGGGAGUGCCAACGAGAUUGUAAGGUAGGGAGCACAAGAGGUUGGUGAGGGGAGUAUGGCUCCCAAUAAUGGCUGGAAUGGAGUAAAGGGAAUGGUAUCAAACACAUGGAAACCAUGUGUUUGAUGUGUUUGACACCAUUCCAUUUAUUCCAUUCCAACCAUUACAAUGAGCAUGUCCUCCCCAAUUAAGGUGCCACCAGCCACCUGUGGUAAGGAGUUUAUUAAUGUUUUCAAUGUAUGCAAUCAGCAAAAAACUGAGUGGCAAAGUGAGCAGCACUAACAAGUGAUGGCAUGGCAUUGCUCAUAAUCAUGUAACAACCCCUUUCAUAAUGCAGGCUCAAAAAUAUUACAUGUUCAACUUUUCCAUAAUAUAAUAAGACCAGGUUUGAAUCCUGUUUGUGGCAACUAGUGAUACAGCAGUCUGCCAUUCCUAUACCACAUAUGCUUUUCCAAUUUGAUUCCACAGCCAUUCCAUCAAAUUUCAGCAUGAGAAAUUAGAUUCUCAUGAUGUGAUAUUGCAUGCACUGUAUGUUCUUGACAGGGUGAUGGAUUGUGCAAUAAGAACAGUAAACAUCUUCUUCUUACAGAACUGUGUUCAAUGCUAUCACAGAGCUGCAAUACAUCUGCUUGGUCACCCCAACUAGUCGAUGUCUAGGUAAGUGUGUAGUCCUUUUAUUAUAGAAUAUUAAAUACAAAAUGUGUAAUCGUAUUAGUAAACCUUCAUCGUCAUGUAUUAUAAAAUAUAUGAUUCUAAAGGAUUCACAGUAUGCCCACUCCCACUGUGUGUUUUCAGAGCGUGCCCUGGUAAAGAUCUUUGAGCCCAUGAAGAGUCUGAAGGAUCCAGGGCCCCAGUGUUCAGCGUUUGUGUGCCACAGACACAACUAUUGCCCAAGGCUGCAUGUCCGCCGAGCCAGGUCCUCAUAGUCAUUUUAACACACCUGCGUUCUGUACCCAUAGCACUUUUGCUUUAUACUCUCAAAUUUGAUUUUGCAGUUCACAGUAUGAUAACUUACUUUUUGGAAUUGAUGUCUGGUGAGGACCUGCCUUACAACAGGCCUACAAGCCCUCAGUCCAGCCUUUCUCAGCCUAUUGUGGACUGUCUGAGCACUGAUGGAGGGAUUGUGCAUUCCUGGUGUAACUCGUGCAGUUGUUGUUGCCAUCCUGUACCUGUCCUGCAGGUGUGAUGUUCGGAUGUACUGAUCCUGUGCAGGUGUUGUUACAUGUGGUCUGCCACUGCGAGGACGAUCAGCUGUCCGUCCUGUCUCCCUGUAGCGCUGUCUUAGGCGUCUCACAGUACAGACAUUGCUAUUUAUUGCCCUGGCUACAUCUGCAGGCCUCAUGCCUCCUUGCAGCAUGCCUAAGGCACGUUCACACAGAUGAGCAGGGACCCUGGGCAUCUUUCUUUUGGUGUUUUUCAGAGUCAGUAGAAAGGCCUCUUUUUAGUGUCCUAAGUUUUCAACUGUGACCUUAAUUGCGUACUGUCUGUAAGCUGUUAGUGUCUUAACGACCGUUCCACAGGUGCAUGUUCAUUAAUUUUUUAUGGUUCAUUGAACAAGCAUGGGAAACAGUAUUUAAACCCUUUACAAUAAAGAUCUGUGAAGUGAUUUGGAUUUUUACGAAUUAUCUUUGAAAGACAGGGUCCUGAAAAAGGGCAGUUUCUUUUUUUGCUGAGUUAUGUUAUGUUAUGCUAUGUUAUGCUAUGUUAUGAAUUUGCAAAACGUAUAAUAUGUUACGAAUUAGCAAAAGGUACAAUAUGUUACGAAUUUGCUAAAUGUAUGAUAUGUUAUGAAUUCUAGCUAGGUGUCUAGGUGGCUAACGUUAGCUAGCUGGGUUAAGGUUAGGGUUGUUUAGGAGUUAGGUUAAAUGGUUAAGGUUAGGGUUAGGAGAAGGGUUAGCUAAAAGGGUUAGGGGAAGGGUUAGCUAACAUGCUAAAUAGUUGCAAAGUAGUUAAAAAGUAGAAAGUAGUUGAAAGUUGCUAAUUAGCUAAAAUGCUGAAAUUGUCCAUGAUCAGAUUCGAACAACCUUUAGGGGCGUUAUACGCCCACCCAUCCACCCCGACCAACCACCCUACUUUCGUUUUUGCCUUAAGUAACCAUCUGUGUUAUGUAACCAUACCAAACGUAACAUAUACUAAUUUCAGUGUCCCGGAUUUACAUUUACUAUGUUACGUCAAGUCUAUGAGACCAGGCUGUUAUUUCAAAACCUUCACACGUAUUUCUAUUCUGAUGAUCCUUGGGUUGCUCAUCGCUUUCAUCAAAUGAUUGAAGCUUCUGUUACAGGGUGGAGGAUCAUGACGACCUCACACACAUCUUUGCGGAGCAGACAAAGGCCCUCACAGAAUGCUAUGGGCCUUACUUUCUGGUUGAACUCAUCGAGGCUCAGGAUGACGAAAAUCAUGCAGCUGUUUGUGAGGUCAGCUAUGUUUACAGUUUUAUUUCUUUGUUGUCAUGAGAAUAUAUUUAUUUCUCCUUAAUACAUUGCAACUUCAGCCAAAACCACAGGAGAGGAAAAAACGUUAGCCCUUAUGAUUAUUAAGCUAUGGAUCAAGUCAGCCAUUUUGUUCUUUCUGAUGUUGUCUUUGUCUCUGAUCCACUAUCAGAGAGUUAAGGCCAUUUAAAAUAUAAUAACAGCGGUGCAGAUGCUUUUGCCUGGUUCACAGAAAUCCCGUUGGGGUCAUUCCCCCGGGACUUAGAAGAUGACAGAUCUUUCCUCCCCUCCCUGCAACUCAAGCUGACACGUGUUCAUGGCAGCAUAUGGUAGAUGAGAGUUGACACUACCAAGACAGGCUCUCACUGAACAUAUUGUGUCCAGACAUCUGUAGCAUUUUGGGGGUUUUGCCUGGAUGUGUUCUCCAUUCAGAGAACAAACAGCACAACACUUCCCAAGAGGGUUGUGCUAUUCAGGCCUCUCUUCCUCUUAAGAGCUUUGUCAAUUAUUUACUUAUUGCCUAGAACAAAAUACUGUAAUUGGUCAAGUUUGAUAGUAUGCACAUGUAUAUUACUAGUGUUGAUACACUUUAUUUUAAUUACAAAUGGCUUUACAGUAAAAUGACUGUGACUGUCUGUCUGUGUUCUGUCUUCACAGAAUGAGGGAACUGCUGUGGGUUUCAUCAGUGUGAGUGGUGACAUCAACUUGAAGCUGCUCAACGAGUGCUUUGAGCUUGGGCCCUUCAACGGUCUGUAUAAGUCCAGUCCAGAGGGCCUGACUGAGACUGCCCCUGAGCCAGAGGGAGAGGGGCCUCCAGGGGACACCAACACCAUCAGCCCACAGGGUACCACUGGAGAGGUACAGUAUGAGAUGAAUCUGACCCAGAAGGACCCAUGUGUCCAAGAUUAACAAUACUGUAAGGGUAUAACAGAUAUGCCAUUGUUAGGCACAAUGUGACAUAUUGGUGUGAUUACAUGAAUUGCAAGGUAUCAUCACAGGACGUGGACCAGACAAAAGAUUUGGAUCAAGGUGGCGUUACAGCAAUACCCAGUGAAGUAUCAGAGGUAAACCAAUUAUGAAUUCCUUAUGGUAUUUCCUUUAUAUCCACCUAGCUAUAGGCUUUCCUUCAUCGCCUAUUGAUAUAUUAACAUUGUAUUGCUCUCAUUGCAGCCAGGGGACAGCCAGGCUUGUGCUGCAGAGCCUCAGGAUUCAGAAAUGACUCUGGAACCAAGAGUCUCACUAACACCCAAUGCAUUCUGUAUUCAGUUAUUUGUAAUCUACAAGACAUUUGAAAUGAGGUAAGUUCAGGAGAAAGUCAUAACUCAAUAUUUGUAUUUAUUUAUUGAAAGCAGGAACUCCCCUCAAUGUACUCGGAACAUUUCAUUACUCUAGGACCAAUAAAAUGUAUUCAAAAUAGGUUCUGAAGUUUCAAUAUAGUUGGUUCGUUAAUGGGAAAAUGUGUUUUAAAGAAAUCACUUUUCUAAAAAGUUUCUGUUUUGGAGAUAAGAUGUUUUGAUCAAACAGUGACGAUAAUUUGAUUACUAAGUAAUUAAUUGAUUAAGUAGUUACCUAAUAAUUAUACUGCCAUUGUUUGGAUGAGAGUUUAACUAACUCAUUUGAAAAAAGGGUUUGUAUUUGGAAAAAUAAAGAGGAAAUAAAUUCCCAUUAAUCGAAGGUGAUCAAAUGUAGUUUUGCUUUCUCCACUUCAUGAAUCUGUUGAAACAACCUUUCACUAGUCAUGGCAGCCCUCCAGUGUGUAUCCGUCUUUAGCUGUGUGAUUGUUAGCUGGCUCCCGCUGGGUCUCUCUCUCUAUCGCCUUACUGUCCAGCUGUUCUGGAAUAUGGAAGCCAGUUACUCCCCACCGAGAAUGAGCAUGUAAUUAAUGAGUAUGGUGCUUAAAGUGACAGCAACUUGAAGGAGAGAAGUACUGAGAUGUGCGGAUUGCUUGGCCAGAUUGCUUGGCCAGUUGUUCCACUGCUGUGAUCUCCAUGUUGGCUCUGAUUAGAGCCUUGGCAGAGACACAGUUUCAUUUAACUUCCCUCAUUCAUCUCCUCCUACAGAUCGGUGGACUUCCUGCCCAAUAUAUUUAAACUUUUCCCUGUAAGUACCCCUCUAAUAAGUCUUAUUACUAAACCAUUUUUGACGGACAUCCUAUACUCAUUGAUUUCCUCAUUGUGGAGGCUCUUUGAAUCUGAGGUUACUGCAUGUGAUAAGCAUGAAGCCAAUCUCCUUGUUUCCUCAACAGGACCGUGAUUUCUGCAUCAUCUCUGUGCCCAAGUUGGCCCCUGAGUUCCCCCUGCUCCAGAGCUUCCUCAGGGUGGUACCACACCACACCAGCAGUCUGCCCCAGGAGCUCUACAUCUUCCACCGCUCUGGCCUGCUCAAGUGGGUAUUAGUAUAGUCCCCAACAGAACAUUUCAAUAGUUUUAGCCAUUGACAUACAUAUAAGGUUUUAGCAUGCAUGUAUCUCAUUAUUUAUCUUACAAAGAUCAAAUUGAGAUGGAUGUUAUUGGAGAAUUGAAGAGAGACAUGCUUUUGGGGGGAGAAAUCCCUGGAUGUGUAUAUACAAUGGAAAUUGCUUGUGUAAUGUCAAUCAUGGUCUUGUUGUCUCCUCAGGACAUUUGUCGUGACUCUGGCAGUGUCUGCGGACAGGCCUGCUGUCUGUGACAUGGUGAAGAGACUCAGCCUGCAUGAUAGCCUGCUGGAGGACCUGGACAUGUUUUACCAGGCCCAUAGAGACAUGGUCAGACACACACAGGGCAUACUACUGCCAAUAGGACAAGGAAUAGUACAACAACCACUAGUUCCAUUUACUUUGUUCUUAUAUAGCUAGUCUCAGUUUAUCAAUCAAUCAAUCAAUCACACAAAAACUGUUCCAGAGUGAUUACAAUUAUUACGUUGGAAGACUUGGAGUAUCACUGAUUGAUUGAUGGUUUUUGCAAGGAAGUAACUAAUUACCAUGUAAACCACAUUUCCAGUGGUGAUUGACACCCCAGCUGUCAAACAUGACUAUGACAGAGCUCCAACACAGAUAAUUACUUUGGAAAUGAAAAUGGAACCAUAUUUAUGUGUAAUCCUUAAGUCUAAUAUCUCAUCUCUCUUUCUCUGUGUCUGUCUUCCAGGAUGGAACACCCUUGCAGGCGUUUAUAGCCCAAGUUCAGAACCAACUAGUUGGGAUUGUAAUUAUCAGAAAUGAGGAGGUAAUUUUCUUGUUUAUCUUCCCUAGACAGACUUCAAUGGUAUUUUGCUUUCAUAGAUUUAGUACUACUUAAACUCUCUCUCUCUCUCUCUCUCUCUCUCUCUCUCUGCCUCUCUCUCUGCCUCUCUCUCUCUCUCUCUCUCUCUCUCUCUCUCUCUCUCUCUCUCUCUCUCUCUCUCUCCUCUCUCUCUCUCUCUCUCCCCCUCCCUCUCUCUCUCUCUCUCUCUCUCUCUUCCCCCCCCCCCUAUUUCUCUCUCUCUCUCUCUCUCCCCCUCCCUCUCUCUCUCUCAGGAUAUAGAUUACAUCCGAGCCAACUACAACAUUGAGAACUUCAUCUACUUCAGCCACCACCGCUAUGAGGAGCACGGCCAGCUGUGUCACUUUGCCCUCAACCCCAUCUUCCAGCACUACGCCAAACACUUCCUAAAGGAGGCACUGCGGCUGGCCCACAAAUCCUGCCUCUACUACCCAAUCUACCCCUCCUACCACAGCCAGAAGGUGAGAGAAACAGCCUGUAAAGCUCGUAUUGACUUCUCACCUUACCCAUUCCACUGUAAUAAUAUAAUAAUAUGCCAUUUAGCAGACGCUUUUAUCCAAAGCGACUUACAGUCAUGUGUGCAUACAUUUUUACGUAUGGGUGGUCCCGGGGAUCAAACCCACUACCCUGGCAUUACAAGCGCCAUGCUCUUCCAAUUGAGCUACAGAGGACCUCUGUGUGUGUGUGCAUGUGUGUGUGUGUGCAUGUGUUCAUGUGUGCGUGCACAUUGUGUUCACUAACAGAUAUUCAUAAGUGCAGUGUUCCUCAGCGCCUGCCCAGCCACUCUUCACCAACUCUCUCUGGGAUUGGAGCAGCAGGUGCUGAUAUAGGACUGCCAGGUCCACCUCUUUGGACUGUUAGAAGACAUUUCCUCACUGUGUAGAGGCCUUCUCCUCAUCCUCCUCCUUCCCCUCUGCUAAUUAACUUCUACAAACAUGCACCAGAUGGUGAGGUGUAAAUAGAAUAAUGGAAUUAUGGAAAAUCUAAUGGGAGAGGGAAUCAUCAUUUGGGCAGUGGAUGCUGGAGUAUAGGGUUGGUCAGCCAUGACUGAGGCAGUGGAAGGUCUAUUCAGUAGAAGGGGUUUCUAUUCAGGAGCACGUUGAUGGUCGGGUAAAUCGGAUAAAACAACCUCUUCAUCAGAACUAAUUAUGGCUGCGUCCCAAAUGGCAUCCCCUACAGAGCUCUUAUGGGCCCUGGUCAAAAGUAGUGCACUAUAUAGGGAAUAGGGUGCCAUUUUGGCACCUGUUAGUCACCCCCCUCCUUUGCCUCCAUCAAUGGUAUAGCUCAUAGAUAUCACCUCACCUGACCCUUGCCCCUUUUCCACUCCCCUCAGAACUCGUGUGCCCAUUACCUGACCUCUGUCCUGAACUUCAUGGUCCCGGUGCGCCCGCGACGCCAGAUUGUCUACCCUCUGGAGGAGCUGGGUAUCAACGCGCCAUCCAAGCAGAUCACCAAGGACCAGGUGGGCACAGCAGCAGCUGAUGAACAGGCUGGUUGGUGGUUUAACAUGCCCGGGAAUGCAGAUGGGCAAGUACUCACUGUCUCCAGGUUAACAGAAUGAGAGGGAGAGAGAUGAUAGGAGAAAGGGAAGUAUCUUUAGUGUGUAAUUUACAUGCCCACAAGAGGGUGCUGUUUUAAAGUGGAUGGAUUCCCCACUUAGCAUGGAGUUUUUAAAACCUAGAUAUUUGUUUCAAACAGUAAAAUAUUGUGAUGAAUAUAAUUCUAAAGUUAUUUUAUGUGAAUGGUAUUGUGAUGGAUAAAAUUCAAAAGUUAUUUUAUGUGAAUGGUGAUUAUUCCAUCAAGGGUAAGGCACUCCAUGGACAAACAGCAUUGCAGUCUUGAACAUUGCUUAUAAUUAGUUGUCAAGCUUUUUCAGUGGUAUUGUAUAUGUAUAUAUUUUAUAUAACUUUUCUUUAGUAGUCUUUCCACACACACCUCCCCAGGCUAUUUUUAAAGGGCUUAUAUUAAUAUAGAUGAGGGCAGCAGAUAGUUGCUAUGACAGAUGGUUAGGAAUGUUUGCCUCUGCUGUUAAACAGGUAAAGGAGCACAGUCCACUUACCACACAGUCAGUCAUAAGCCAGUGUCUGCCGCACCUAGUCUGUGUCUCAAUAGUUGUAACUAGCUUGGUCUCUUUGUGUCCUCUUCCUCCAUGAUCACUGAUCUGGGUGAUGGGAGAGGUGGAAGUGAAAUAGUCUGUUCACCUAAAAGGUCAUGAAAGAAAAGGAGACAAGGAAAGGAAGGCAUUUCAAACUUAAUCAAACACUUGUGUUGGAUAUGCAACAAAUGUAAUGUUAUACUAAAUCAGAACUUUAUUAGAAUUUGACCAUUUGAAUGUCACUAAUCACAGCACAUUCCUUUUUUUUUUUAUAUCAGCCUAUAUUCUUAAAGAUGCACUAUGCAGAAAACUGCUCCGCCAUUUCCUGGUUGCUAAAAUUCUAAUAGUUCACCUAAUUUCAGUUUAUGUGACAAAACAAGCAAGUAGAGUGUAGAAAAUCAUUGUACCCUCUAAACCGCUGUGAAAUAUAAUUUCCAUAACCAAAAUAAAGCUGGUGUACAAAGCCGAAAGUAAAAGAGGCAAAAACGAAAUGUAAGAAGAAAAGAAAUAGCGUACAUAGAACAGAUCUACCGCUUCUUAGACUUGCUUUCAAUGAGAAUGACAGAUCUAUAACUCACAUUUCUAUGUGAAUUUGGUCGGGUCAUCCAAAAAGUGACAUAUUGCAGCUAAUAAUAUCCAUAGAGCUGUAGUACACAGCAUGUUCUGAACCAUAAGAUAGAAGCACAGUUAUUCAACAUGUUGCUGUGCUUUUUAAUCUUAGAUCAUAUAAUCAAUCUGACAGUACUAGUUCCUAUAUGUGUCACGUGUACCGCGUGGCACUCCCUUCUCCCUCAGUGUAUUAGCAGAUACACCUGCAUUCGCCAUUCCAGGCCAUCCAAUUUAAAACCCCCAUUUAGUAACAUGGCAACCAUCAUAUCCAGGCUGCCAUGUAGAUAAGAGGAUAGCAGAGCGCUGCCUCGCAGCUUUGUCUCUCAGUCUACGUCCAAAAUAGCACCCUAUUCCUUAUAUAGUGCAUUACUUUUGACCAAAGCCCUAUUGGUGCCAUUUGUGAGACAGCCUCAGCCAAGUAAUCUAAGCCUGGUGUCCAGCACAGAUGUAUUAAUCAGAUUUAAAGCACCUGUUCCCUCUCUGUCAAUACAGGAUCGUAUUACACAGUGCCAUGGUCACAGCACCCGGCCAUUAUGUUAGAGAAAAGGUUAGGAUAAGGAAUAGGGACGGCUGCACCUGCCCCACACUAGCCUAAACCUACCUGCCCCACACUAGCCUAAACCUACCUGCCCCACACUAGCCUAAACCUACCUGCCCCACACUAGCCUAAACCUACCUGCCCCACACUAGCCUAAACCUACCUGCCCCACACUAGCAUAAACCUACCUGCCCCACACUAGCAUAAACCUACCUGCCCCACACUAGCCUAAACCUACCUGCCCCACACUAGCCUAAACCUACCUGCCCCACACUAGCCUAAACCUACCUGCCCCACACUAGCAUAAACCUACCUGCCCCACACUAGCCUAAACCUACCUACAUAUGACAGAGCACAAAUCAGACCUGCACAGUGUUGUUUGGUUAGCUGGUGUAUUUCAGGUGAUUAUUAUUUAGGGGGUUCUUUACAAAGCAGAACAGAUAAUGUUCCUGCACUUGAAUUACAUAGGUUUGAUUACAUUUGGUCAUUUUCACUUGAAGUCAGAUUUUGAACUUAUAUUAUAUAUGUUCUUUUAAGAACAGAGCAGGCACUACUGGGAAUAACAUAAAUAUUACUUGAAGGUUAAUUCCACACCCAGGUUUCCCCUUCCUUUGUGGUGUGCUGCCAUUUUCCAUCCAACAAGGUGUGUAGGGGAACCAAUGUAGCUAAUUAUGAAUGCUCUAGGACCAAUUAGCGCACUAAGAUCACAGUGUAAUUAUUAUCUGUGGAUAACACAAUGUUCUCUGCGUUCAUUCUGACUCUGUACCUUCAAAUCAAAUCAAAUCAAAUUGUAUUUGCCACAUGCGCCAAAUACAACGGGUGUAGACAUUACAGUGAAAUGCUUACUUACAAGCCCAACAAUGCAGUUUAAGAAUGCAAAUAGUCUGGGUAGCCAUUCAGGAGUCUUAUGGCUUGGGGGUAGAAGCUGUUAAGAAGCCUUUUGGACCUAGACUUGGCGCUCCGGUACCGCUUGCCAUGCGGUAGCAGAGAGAACAGUCUAUGACUAGGGUGGCUGGGGUCUUUGAUAAUUUUUAGGGCCUUCCUCUGACACCGCCUGGUAUAGAGGUCCUGGAUGACAGGAAGCUUGGCCCCAGUGAUGUACUGGGCCGUACGCACUACCCUCUGUAGUGCCUUGCGGUCGGAGGCCGAGCAGUUGCCAUACCAGGCCGUGAUGCAACCAGUCAGGAUGCUCUCGAUGGUGCAGCUGUAGAACUCUUUGAGGAUCUGAGGACCAAUGCCAAAUCUUUUCAGUCUCCUGAGGGGGAAUAGGCUUUGUCGUGCCCUCUUCACGACUGUCUUGGUGUGUUUGGACCAUGAUAGUUUGUUGGUGAUGUGGACACCAAGGAACUUGAAGCUCUCAACCUGUUCCACUACAGCCCCGUCGAUGAGAAUGGGGGCGUGCUCAGUCCUCUUUUUUUUCCUGUAGUCCACAAUCAUCUCCUUUGUCUUGAGCACGUUGAGGGAGAGGUUGUUAUCCUGGCACCACACGGCCAGGUCUCUGACCUCCUCCCUAUAGGCUGUCUCAUCGUUGUCGGUGAUCAGGCCUACCACUGUUGUGUCGUCGGCAAACUUAAUGAUGGUGUUGGAGUCGUGCCUGGCCAUGCAGUCAUGGGUGAACGGAGUACAGGAGGGGACUGAGCACAGCGUGGCAGAUGUGUUGUUACCUACCCUUACCACCUGGGGGCGGCCCGUCAGGAAGUCCAGGAUCCAGUUGCAGAGGGAGGUGUUUAGUCCCAGGGUCCUUAGCUUAGUGAUGAGCUUUGAGGGCACUAUGGUGUUGAACGCUGAGCUGUAGUCAAUGAAUAGCAUUCUCACGUAGGUGUUCCUCUUGUCCAGGUGGGAAAGGGCAGUGUGGAGUGCAAUAGAGAUUGCAUCAUCUGUGGAUCUGUUGGGGCGGUAUGCAAAUUGGAGUGGGUCUAGGGUUUCUGGGAUAAUGGUGUUGAUGUGAGCCAUGACCAGCCUUUCGAAGCACUUCAUGGCUACAGACGUGAGUGCUACGGGUCGGUAGUCAUUUAGGCAGGUUAUCUUAGUGUUAUUGGGCACAGGGACUAUGGUGGUCUGCUUGAAACAUGUUGGUAUUACAGACUCAGUCAGGGACAUGUUGAAAAUGUCAGUGAAGACACUUGCCAGUUGGUCAGCGCAUGCUCGGAGUACACGUCCUGGUAAUCCGUCUGGCCCUGCGGCCUUGUGAAUGUUGACCUUGCGUUGAAUGCUUUGACAUUUGGAAAUGUGUUUUCAAUAGGGUCAGUACUCAUAAUAAAAUAGUUCAUGUAGGAGUGCUGCCACUUAUUACGUUUCACUCAGCGUUUCCAGUGGAACCAUCAAACAUUAAGAAAUGUCCAUAUUUUUGGUAUAAACGCUACUAAAAUAAUAUUAGGAUUUUUUGUCUGAAAGCUGGUACUCUCUUUUAGGUAGUUAAGUGAUGUGAUAAAUGCCCAUCUCUGGGUUUUAGGCCAUUGUCAUUCAAAGAAACCCAAAUGGGAAAAUGGUGUGCACAUUAUUAAUACAGCUUUUAGGAACGCAAUAAUUGUGUUUGUCGUCUAUAUUGGUUAGAUUGCUGGUAAUCAAACAGAUGAAUCUGUGACUUUUACACACGCUCUCUCUCUCUUCUCCUCAGGUCCCGUAUGCUCUCAACCACAUCAACCGAAAGCUAACCAUGGAACCAAAAGUUACCAUCAAUGCCAGGAUCGUGGUAGUGGGGGCAUCAGACACUGGCUUAGCAUUUCUGGAGGUGCUCGCUUUCUGGUAUUGAGAAAUUGUAUACAUGGCAUUCAUAAAUUGCAUUUAGAAAUGUGUGUUUUAGAGGAAGCUCAAUGUCAUCCUCCUCUAGAUGAUUGUAGUUAGUGGGAGUGACUGGUAGGUAUUAGAGCAGCAGUGAUUAGUAGAAAUAUGAGUAGGGAGGAGACUAAAAGGCAUACCCACCCAGAGCAACAUGUGUUAAUGCACUACCAUCCCUUCUCCCACCAAGGCAAUCUGUACAGCCUGCUUAGUAUUGGCCUGAAUUCAUGGUUACCUUCAAACAAACACCAAUACCACAACUUUUGUUAUUACAGUAUGUUUUGCUGAGGUUAAGAAAAGCUUAUUUAUGACUAUCUACACAUGCAGAUUCUUGCUUCUCAAAGUCUUGAUGUUUAGUUGAUUUGAUGAAUGAGGCAUUAUAGUUCUAGGCUUGGAUGAAAGCCUGCACACACGACAACCCUCCAUGACCACAAGUAAAAACACUUGUCUAAAGUGUAUGUCAACAGCAUUCACUUUCAGAAUGAGUUUUCUCCUUAAUUCGUAUUUUAUUCCAGGCAUCCUAUCUCUGGAAAUGUCGCCAGACCUUUUGUUGGCUAGAAAGAGGAGCUACAUGUUUGCAUUCAUUCCAUCUUUGAGAUGAACUGUUCCUCCAGACAAUAUGGGGUCUAGGUCUGGUCAUUCGCCGCCAGCCGAUAACUGCCAAGCAACCAGGUCAUUGUGUGUGGAUGUGAAAGCAGCGCGGAAGGAGGGAACGUGCAUAACUCAGGGAGGGGGUUGGCAGGCAGGGCGGCUGGGCGAUGGGCACACAGCUGCCUGGGGCUGGCAUUCAGGAGGGCCCGGCGCUGGCCCUUUAAUUAGCCACUCCACUGUUCUCAUGUCAGGGAUCUUCUGCAGCGAUCUGUGUUUGCUGUCACUAAUGACUUGACUAAUGAGGCAGUUAGUGUCCACUAAACUAAUGGUGAGGCGGUGCUAGCAGUGGGCCGUCUGAGUGAUGGGUCAGCUUGGGCCAUGCUGGGCCCCCUUAUCAGGCCAACCCAAACGGCUGGCCUCCAGCUUUCCAUCCUCCUCCAUCCAGCCCACCCUCCACUCCUCAGUGGGACAGGGUCAGAUCAGGGGGAGCAGGGCAGACAGAUAAAGAGGUGGUGGGGUGGCUCGGCCUCUCUGCCUGAUGGUCAGUGGGGUGGGGGGAGUGGGGUGUCGGGUGUCUGUCAGCGCCUGAUAACAGACAGACAGGAGCUGUUUUUUUGGUCACGUCCAGAGCCCAAUAACAGGCCUUAAUGCCUCUGCUGGGCGUUAAACCCACCUUCUUGCUCAGAUUGACACGGAAAGUUGGAUUGAAAUGUGCUCUGAUUAUACUCUGUUCACCAGAAAACACACUGGAUUAGGCUGCCGUUGUGAACAAAGACUAUAGUUGAGCUUUUUCUCUAUACAGCAAGCCAAGUGUUAAAAUCUAUCAACAUUAAAGGGUUUUAAUAACUAUUGUGUGUUGACACAUCAGUUUGUGUUGCCUGAAAGGGUAUUUGUUCACUUCCUACACACAUUUGCAACUUAGAUAUGGUGCAUUCAUUAGCCAAGAUCAAUCACUUUCCCUCCCAGAGAGAGGCAGCAGACUUGCAGGCGAUCUAAAGCUUGACAUGACAUGACUCAGCCCAGUGUACAUCUCCUUUUCACACAACACCAUUGAGGCUUUCUCUGUUGUAUCACCAAUGGGGAUAACGUCCAUUUGGCACAGAACAAAGGAGGACAUUUACAUCACAAGAGACCUUUUACACUCCUGAUUGUAAACGCAUAAGAGGAACACUACAGGCCGGAGACAAAACCAGACCAAACAAAAGGAAGGGCUUUUACUAUGAGGCUUAGAAAAUAAAGGAUUUUUAAUGCAUACCGAUGUAGAUGAAAUGCAAUAGGGGAAUUAGGUGGAAGCAUUCAGCUGCAUCUGCGCCCACUCACUCAGCUCUCAGAGAAUAACAGAACACUGCAGACAGAGAGAGCCUGUGCUCAUUUCUCUGUGAUGUGUUCUAUUCUUCCUGGAACCCAUGUACUAUAUGUUUGGUAUUAGAUGUUCCCCGCUACUACAAAAUGGAACAGGAACGCUGAGAGAUAAUUAUUGGCGAAAUACAGCGUUUUGAUCAUCAGGUCAAGAGCAUCUGUGUUUAGGUAGGAUGAGGUCAUCAUUUCUGAGAAAAUAAACAUGAUCCUAUUCUGCACUGCACAGUAGCUGCACUCACGAGUCAGGGUUCUCUUCCCAGUAAUCAGUAUGUGCCUUUCCUUCUCCAGCCCACACCUGAGGUUCAAUAACAUGACUCUGAUCUCCACGCAUGGCUUCCCAGGCUACUACACCAAUGAAAAUAUGAGAUUCUUGUCCACAAGGUGAGACACCUGCAGCUUCUCUUGUUGUCAUUUUAAGGCCUACAUGGUAGACUGUAGUCAUCAAUGUCAAUGGAAAUCUCAUUAACGCUUGGGCAUUAUUUCAUCUUUGGUGUUCGAGGAUGACUUAUGACUUUCAAUGGGCUCAAUAAUAGCGCUAGCAUACUACAGAAUUAACCUCUAUUUUAGACUGACUUCACUCCCCCUCUCCACUACCCACAGCCAUGGCUCCAGCGACAGGGACCAUGCCCAGAUGUCGCUGCGCUCCUGGAUCAACGUGGUGACUGGCAAGAUGGUGGGCAUCGACAGGGCAGCCAAGCAUGUGCUGGUAUCUGGGGGCAGGAAGGUGCCAUAUGAUCAUCUCAUCCUCUGUACAGGCCAGCAGUACCAGGUUAGAGGGACAUCCUGCAUAUAAUAUUAUAAUUAGUAGUAGUAUAUAUAUACAUAUAAUAUGUUUUAUGUCAUAGUGUUGGGGGAAAUUAAAGCACACUUUCUGUAGUGUCAUCUAUGGAUUUUAUUUUGUUACAAUCGUCAUCAUUUCAUAAUCACAUUAUAAUUCUGUAUUGAUGUUCUGAAACCUGAAUGAUUUCUGUGAGGAUUUCUGGGUUCGUCCCUGCUAGGUUCCCUGUCCCACUGGUGUGGACAGCAGCCAUCUUCCCCCCAAAAGCCAGCUCCCAGCCCAGCCCCGUCGUAGAUACACCGGGCCUGUCCCAUCCAACCUCUUCACCCUCAACGACCACCACGACUGUGUGACCGCUUACCAGUGGCUGCUCAACAACUUUGUGAAGCUGAAG